AGCGAGAGAGAAAGAGACAUGUUCUUUAACUGAUAAUUAUAGUGAUCUAAUAGCACUCUGUUUCUCUGGAAAUCUUCGAGACUGAAGUUAGUCUAGGAUGAGAACUUUCAUCAUCACCAUCCUCUUCUGCCUGAUUUCAGGUCAGGUGCUUUGUUUCAAAGUCACUGGAUGCAUUGGAGGGAGUGUUAUCUUUAAGUGCAUGUACAAAAAGAAAUAUCAGUUUGAUAGUCAGCGAAAAGGAAAGUACUUUUAUAGAAAUGACACCAGUACAGAGGUGGGAAGUACUGAUGUUCAGGAUGAAUGGGUUCAUAAAGGGAGAUUGUCUCUGUAUGAUGAUAAAAAUGGUGGAUUCUUCAAAGUGUUUCUCAGGAACUUGAGUAAAGAGGAUCAUGGGAAAUACACGUGUGGACAACACCAGUCAUGGAGUCAUAAUGUUGAGUUAAAGCUGAGCAAUUAUUCUUGUUGUGCGACGUCUGUUUUUCUGACUGGUUAUCUCGGACAAACUGUGACUUUCAACUGUGAAUAUCCACAUAUAUUUAAAAAACAUGCAAAAGUCUUCUACAGUCUGGAAAGAGAUCCUGUCCAUGUGUUGAAUACUUCACAUUCAUCCAACAAGCUGGAGAAAUUCUCUCUGUAUGACAGUCAUGUAGAUUACUUUAAUGUGACUAUCAGAAAUCUAACUCCAAAUGAUGGUGGAAUUUAUUUAUGUGGAGUGGAGAGAGACAAAUCAGAUAAUCAACUUUCACAAACAUCAAAAACUCACAUAUCCUUCAUUAAAGAGAUUCAUUUAAAUCUUUCUGAUCAAAUAACUUCAGUCAUGGUUCAGGCCUGCUCAAGUGAAUCUGUCCUCAUCAAGUGUAAAUUCCCCCCACAAAAUAAAGGAAACAGGAAAUUUAUCCAGAAAGUAGCAGUGGAUUCACAAAAGACAUUCACUAAUUCUCAGAACAGUUGGGAUCAGUAUGGCAAUGUGUUCCUGUAUGACGAUACAAGUGAAGGAUUCUUAAUGGUUUUUAUGAAGGAAUUAACUGCAGCUAAUGACGAGACAUACAGGUGUGGAGUGGAAAUCCCUUACAAUGGUGAUCUUUUCACUGAAGUCAAAUUGAGAGUAAAUCAAGUUAAUAAUAGUAGUGCAUCAAGACUAACAACAGCUUAUAUUGGAGAAAGUGUUCAUCUCACCUGCAAUUACUCUGAGAAACUCAACAAGACUGUCAAACACAUCUGCAAAGAGAAGGAAUGUAAAGACAUCUGUUCAUCAGAAAAUAAACGUUGCUGGUUUUCUGAGAGAUCAGCAGGAGUUUUUACUGUGAGCAUCAGUAAUGUGACACUGAGAGAUGCUGGAGUUUACUGGUGUGGAACAGAAACCAGUGAAGAAUACUUUACGUUCAUCUCCCUGACAUCUAAACUGGAACUCACUGUAUCUAUGCCCCCAGUGAUCGGACAUGAAGGAAAUUCUGCUGAUAUCAGAUGUCCUUACAAUCCAGACCACAAAAAAGAAGUAAAGUCUCUUUGCAAAGGAAAGUGUUCCAUUCAAGAUAUCCAUACUAUCAUUCGAUCAGAUGAAGAUCAUGUUAAUAAACCAAACAUUUUACCAAACAAUGAUGCCAUAAACAAUCUCUUCACGGUGACCAUUACUAAUCUAACAGCAGAGGACGCUGGGAUAUACUGGUGUGCAGUAAAAAACAGUCUGAAUUACAUUUCCACUGAACUCAUGAUCGUCAUGCGAGAUGUGGUCACUCACAGUCAGACUAGCGGAGGAUCAGCAUCUAUCAACUGUGAGAACAUGAGGAACUCUUCACGUCAUGAGCGAUUCUUCUGUAAGGGACGUCAGCCUUCCAACUGUGUCAGAGAUGGAGUUCAAGUUUCAUCAGAGAGAAGUUCAAAUGGCAGAUUAUCUCUGAAUGACAAACGCUCUGUUGGAGUCUUUACUGUAAGCAUCACUAAUCUGAGAGUGGAGGAUUCUGGGACUUACUGGUGUGGAGAGGAGAGUUCUGGAUCUUUCAUAUUGACCCAAGUUCAGCUAAGUGUCAAAAGGGAAAUGAACUUAUCUGACACCAAAACAGAAACAGUCCUGGAAAGAGAACAGUCUGGUUUCUUUGUGAUCAUUGCUGUUUCUGUGGGAUUGAUUCUGCUGGCUGUGGGUUUAGUGCUCCUGUUCAAACUGAGAUGCAACAGAAACGGUAUUCAUUCAUCAAUAAACAGAGGAGAUAAACGAAAUAAUGACAUGGCUCCCAAUGCUGUCGAUGAAUAUGAAGAGAUUAAAGAUGGCAGACAUGAUUCUACAUCAACUCCUUUUUUCUCUACUGUACAGUUUCCCUCAAACUCCUCUGAUGUGCUGCUGUAUGCUGCUGUCAGUUUCCACAAACAUGAAGAUUCUCUCACUGAUGAUACAGUCACAUUCAGUAAAGAUAUUAACUCUGAUUAUGCCACUGUCAGUCGCCGCACCACACAGAACUAAUAUUUUUUUAUUUCAAGACUUUGAAUAGACACUGAUGGGAUAUUUUAAACCAAUCAGCUGGUGGGAAUACAUGUUCUUCUCCAAAUCUGUUGUGAGAAAUCAUAAAUGGAUUUUUAUUUAACUAGAAUCACUUCAGUCUAACAUUCACAGAGAAAAAAAGUCACUGCAAAAAUAGUUCAUUUCGAUUGCUAAUAAUUUAUUGAGCAGUUGGCGACACCUACAGGUCACUUUUUUGAUAUCAGCUUUUGAAAGCAGCCCAUAUGUUGAUGUCCACUGACAUGUUCCCAGAUAGCACAUGUACGUCUUUGAAACUUUUGGGCCAGUUUUUAUGUAAAAUCCAGGCCCGAUUUCUCUUCCCAGUCCACCUCUGUCUCUUUUAAUACCAUUUCUGUACUUUACAGACAACUGUUGAUUAGAAAAAGGACAACAAAAAAAACUAAAAAACAUGUAAUUCUAAUCAUACUGUACUGAUACUGUAAAGUAACCGCUCGACUGACGUUUGUUGAAAUGCCUCUAUUCUUAAAGUAUCGUUUUAGCACUUAUUCUAAAUAUCAAUGCAAACUCAGUGUAAAUACAUACUACAAAAUAUAGCUACAAGCAGCAUAGGUCCUUUAAUUUCAUGUCACAAGAUGAAAAAGCAUUAUUCAUAUAGCUCAUAAGCACCUUAAAUAAAAAUAAGGUAUUAAAGUUUUAUUUAUUUCGUUUAAUUUAUUAUUCAUUCUAACUUUUGACGAAAAGGUUGCAUUGUCACCAAAUAUGUACGGUGUGUUCAGAGUAUGGUGACAGUUACACACACAAAGUUUUAUGUCAAUAAGGCACUGCAUUACAGUAUUAUAGCCUGAGAUGCUUUCUGACGUCUUGCCAUCAAAUUCGUCGGUGCAAUGUUCAAGAACCGUUUAGUCUGUCAAAGAGCUUUAGAUAAUAUUUUGUCACGAGCGCCCCUAUAUUAUACAUAACCAAUUCCGUGCAAAUCGGACAUACGACCUAGGAUGAGUUAAAAAAAGUAUGUGUUUUCAAUUAAACUCGAAACGGCGGACAGGAAGUGAGGCUGACCAUGAGUAUCAUCGUACUUGUUAUGUCCCAAGGAAUCCAAAGAGUCCAGUCUUAUGAUUUUACUCCAAACUAUUCAAAAGUUAUAAGCAAAAAUAGCAAUUUUUUCAUAUCUCUUGACCACUAGGUGGCGCUGUGCCAAAACUGUGUUGGUACCCUCAGGUCAUGCCUGUGAUGACAUAUACCAAGUUUCGUGUCAAUACGCAAAAGCGUUGCGAAGAUACAGCCACAAGUCCAUUUUGGUGAGUUUGUGGUUGACUUCGUUGAAGCAUUAUUCGAAAAUGGUUUGGUUUAUUAAAAAGUUUCUGAUAACUUUUUAUUUGUUUAUUAAACAGUGUCCCUAGAUGAUACAUUACAAAUUUCGUGCAAAUCGGACAUACGGCCUAGGACGAGUUCAAAAAAGUAGGUUUAAUGAAAAAUCGUAAAUUUCCGUCAUGACGGAAAUUAAAUCGGAGAUAGCCAUUUUGUUCGUCUUGAUAUAAGGCACUUGAGUCUCGGACAUAUGGUUUAGGAGCUAUGGCCCAAAAUAUGCAACAAAUUUGUUUUGUUCACUAUAGCGCCACCUAUGGGCCGAUUCCAUGCCAGAGUACUACAUCCCUGAAAGUUUCUAGUCUCUAGAUCUAUAAUAAUAAUAAAAAUUCUGACAAAAACUAUAGGGUUUAUAGGCCUUCGGGCUUGAACCCCUAAUUAUGCAUCCUGAAUGAACAACAAACAUGUAAUUACUGAAAGAGGCAAUCAUACAUUAUGAAAUACAACAAACACUGUUAAUAUUGAAGAGUUUAACCUAUAGGCUCCUCCAGCUUCUAUGAUGGUGAAACAUGCUCUAUAAUGUUGUUUUUACAUAGUACUUUUAACAGUCACAGUUAAAUGUUAGAUGUGGAAUUCUACUUUCAUUUGAUUAAGUUUGAACCUUGUCAAUAUUUUGUGUUCAAAUGUGUAGCAAACAUGAAAUUUAAAAUGGUG
This is a messenger RNA of Myxocyprinus asiaticus (Chinese sucker), 4468 nucleotides long. RefSeq names its product polymeric immunoglobulin receptor-like. Lineage: Eukaryota; Metazoa; Chordata; Actinopteri; Cypriniformes; Catostomidae. The coding region runs from base 98 to 2455 and encodes 785 amino acids. The transcript has 11 exons. The record is from RefSeq and is a predicted model, not a curated record.